UAAAAUGAUGCCUAGUGAAGUCUUUCUUUAUCAUAAUCAGAAUUCAGAGUCUGAAAACCUGCUGAAAUUUUUUAUCAAAGGGACACGAAAAAACGAAGACAUAACUUCAUCCAAAUGAUGGUUUUCUCUAAAAGGCAUUUGUCCCAGUGGAUACUUGGGUUUCUGCUCAGUAGUCUGCCGGGAUUAUAUGGAAAUACCUCCUUCCCUGACAACGUGGUAGUGAUCAAAGAGAACGUCGGCACAGCCUUGCUGACCUGUGACACGGACAUUGGCGAUAAUGUCACAUGGCGGUUUGAGCGGGACGGGCUGAUAGAGGACGUGGAGCUGGGAGGAGAGUUCGAGCAGGUCGGCCGAGACCUGUGGGUGAGCGAGGUCCUAUCACCGAUAACGGGACAGUACAGCUGCUGGUUUAAGGGAAAAAGGUUAUCAUCAGCAUAUCUCCUACUGGACGCAGAGGAGGAAUAUUCUGAUUCGCUGAUCAGUUGUCGAGCAAAGUCUUACAGCUGUACCUUCACCUGCAUCUGGAAUCAGAGUGAAUACACCGCCGUACGCCUUGGACUGGGACGCAACUGCAGUGAAGGGGAGAAGACCUGCUCCUGGGUUGCUCCUCUCCCAGAUGGAGAAUUCCAGUUUGAGUUGGCCCACUCCCUCUCUCCUUAUGAGGAGGAAUCCCAGAUGAUCCACGUCACGGCCGAGGCCAUCAUCGAACACACGUUCUUCAGGAUGACCAAGAAAUUCUACCUCAGAGAUAUCAUCCUACCAGACAGUCCUCAGAAGGUGACGUGUCAGGAGUUGGGGGAGAACCUGAACGUGAGCGUCCAGCCGGCGUCCAGCUGGUCCACGCCUCACAGCUACUUCAGUCUGGACCACGAGAUAGAAUAUGUGUAUAAAGACGAUGGAAAGAGUGAACGCUCGGCGUCUCCUCUGAUACCAAAGAGGAUCAGCAGGUUGAGGGUGCGAUCCAGAGACCCCCUGGUGCUGUCAGCAUGGAGCCAGUGGACCCCCUGGAAAUAUGUAACCUACUGA
Lampris incognitus (smalleye Pacific opah) is the source of this 1026-nucleotide messenger RNA. It is a transcript of the gene il12b2, whose product is annotated as interleukin 12B 2. Bases 115 to 1026 code for a protein of 303 amino acids. NCBI's taxonomy places the organism in Eukaryota, Metazoa, Chordata, Actinopteri, Lampriformes, Lampridae. The transcript has 7 exons. The record is from RefSeq and is a predicted model, not a curated record. Gene Ontology annotation, molecular function: protein binding.